Molecule: messenger RNA, 2214 nt
Organism: Penicillium daleae
Lineage: Eukaryota; Fungi; Ascomycota; Eurotiomycetes; Eurotiales; Aspergillaceae
Product: DUF2457 domain-containing protein
Exons: 1
Coding region: 1-2214 (737 amino acids)
Source: RefSeq, a predicted model, not a curated record
AUGGCACAACCCCGUGGAGAACGACCAUUCUCAUUUCACAACCUCCUCAAGAUGCUCAUCGCGCCAAAUGCCUCCACGAGGCCAGCCCACGACGAGGCCGACCUGGCCGAGGACUUGGACGAACCCCCCGAUCAACAACAUAUCCUUCACGCGACUUCAUUACACCACCACGAUGAGACAGUCUUCGCUCGACCCACGAUCGCCCACCAAAAGGAAUCCUUGCUCACCCGCGCCCUCAAGAGCAGCCCGGAGAUGUCCCCCAUCGAACCACACCCCUCCCUCCACGACUCUACAUACUCCUACCGGUCCUAUCCUCACAGCAACGUCAGUGGCAUCUCCACGGCAGAGCUGACCAGCGAUGGGGGUCUGACCAGUCCGUCUCUCUCCAAUACUCCGAGUCCGCCUUUGCCACCACAGAUGACGGGCAAGGCUGCCCCGAUGAACGGCAAGAGAGACACCACUCCCAAGGUCAAGAUUUCCGUCGCCAAUGAGACCACCGUUGAGGCCAAUUUGGGUCGUAAGCGGUGCAUCAGUUUUGCCUGUGGUCGCCAGACCGAACCCUCAAAUACCCAAAAACCUUCUGCGCCACCCACCCCUCAACUUGAAUCAACACAAGCUACACUUGAACCUCCCAAGCGCAAAACCGCCCUCACAUUCGCCUGCCCCGGACGCCUGUCUGCCAUCGCACGCGAGCGCUCGCCAGGUCGAAAGCCCACCUUCCGAAACCGCUGUCGCGGCUCCCCGGCUCCCGCUGCUCGCAAGUCCUCUCAGGACCGUGUGAACGGAGACCAGAACGAGAAGAUGCCCGCAAAGAGCGUCCCUCAAGGUGUUCCUACCAGUGGACUAGGCAAGUUUGAGGAAUCUGAGGCGACUCGGUUCCACGAAUUUGCCAGCUCGGUGGAUGAGGAUGACGAGUGGGUGACCAAAUCGACCGAUUACGCCCAGAAGAUCACCCUGAAUGACUGCAUGAAGAAAGAGAUUGCAAUUCGACGACUGGGCGAAGAGGCCGAGGAGGAAGCACAGGAUGAAGAGGACGAGGAGGACGACGAUGACGAUGCCGAGGAUCUCGCCGACGAUGACUCUACUGUGCAUUUCUCUGACGAUGAUGGAAACGAGUCCGACAAUGAGGCUGGUUUCGCUGACUCUGACGAGAGUGAUGACGACGGCUCAGAGUAUGAAUUUUGGGCACCCUCGGCAAUUGUGCCUGAAUCCAGUACUCAGCCCCUCGAUGCCCUCCCUUCAACCAUGGAGCGCCGUGCUUCCAACACUUCAUUCGACUCGAUGACCGAUGACCACCCGAAGUGGUUACCUGCUCCCGUUCGAAAGAUCGCUGGCCAUCGCCCUUCUAAGGCGUGUAAUAUCAUGCGCCCUGGCACUCCCAACCUGCCGGAUAGCACCGACUUUGUUUGCGGCACACUCGAUGAGGAUCGUCCCAUGGAGAUUGCUUACAAGUCUUGCAUGGAGCAACGACGAAUGUCAAAGCACAUUCUCAUCCCGCAAGACAUUGAUCCUAGCUUCCCCACCAGCGACCCCGAGGAUGAAGACGACGACCUGGAGGAUAUCUCCCACGGUGAUUUCGAUGAAUUCAUCUUCGAGCCAUCCCGUGGCCGCACGGAGGAUCCAGCUCGCAAGGCCUCACCUCGUCAUUCCCCCAAGCGCAUGGUCUCUCCCCCACCUCGCCGAGCCGGCCGGGUUUCUCCCAAGCGUCUCAAGUCCCCUCCUCCUCGUUCACGAGCCUGCCGAGCCAAGUCUCCCUCGCCUUCCACGCGGCCAGUUUUCUCAGAGGAUCUGCCUGCCAUUGAGUCUUCGUCGCCACAGGGACUGAACAUCAGCCACUUGGUCCAGCGCCCGCAUUUGACCCGGACCAAGUCGCUUCCGCGCACGCCCAACCCUUUCUUCACGAGCUUGGACAAGUCGCACCGGUGGCACGGCAUUCCACCCUUGACCGAGUCGCCCGAGCACGAACACUCUCGCACCCGCGAAAUGCAUACCCGUGGACCCAUCGACAUUGUCGAGGGUCUCGAAAAGAAGCGCCAGAAACGUAAAGAAAAGUUCUGGCGUCAACAUUGCCGCAAAGCUGCCAAAGAGCAGAUGGUUCGGCGGCCGAUUCCCGGCAAGGGAGCUGAAAGGAUGAAGGAGCUUGGCCUCGAAGUUGCUGAGAGGUGCAGGGCUUACGGUGUCGCUGAAGACACCCAGCUCGUCCUAUCCGUCUAG